AUAGCGUCAAAAUGUCGGGCCAGGGACAGGGAGGGUUCUGGAAUGCGCCACAAGUGGUGUAUAGCAAACAGACUCAUGAUUUACUCAAAGACAUGAUGAGAGAGUCGAAGCUGACGAAUUUCCAACAACGCCACCUCCAGAAGACCUUGAAGGAGGGAGGACAACUCCCCACGAGGGUGCUGCCCACCACUUCCAAGGUCAACAAUCAGAAAAUGAAGGCCGUUGCUCCGGCCCCGAAAGUUCUGAACCCCAAUCACGAGAUCUGCCCGGGAGAAGGAGAAGCUGGCCAACAUCAUGGCCUACGGCAAAGACCAGCCCCGUAUCCCUAUGGAAAAGGUCAAGGCCAGACUCCGGACCCCCUCACCUCUGCCAGACCGUUUUGACGAGU
Messenger RNA from Aplysia californica (California sea hare), 388 nucleotides. Its product is annotated as UPF0193 protein EVG1. Lineage: Eukaryota; Metazoa; Mollusca; Gastropoda; Aplysiida; Aplysiidae. The record is from RefSeq and is a predicted model, not a curated record.